UAUUUUCAAAACCGCAAGCAACAACACGAUCUCUUAUAAAAUGCUUGUAGCAACUAUGCAUUUUAAUGCUAUCUUAACUCUUUCGUUUUCUCUCUCUCUGACAGCUUUGAAAGUCUCUCUCCUUGACAAGCCCAAAUUCUCAAGCCAUGAAGGGACCGAGAACUGCUGUGAUUGCUCACAAGAGGCCUGACGCAGAGAAGUUGAAGGCACGCAAAGCCGAGAUCAAAACGACAAAGGAGAAAGGGAGCAAGAAGAACUCCGCUCCAAAGGAUCCUGAUGCUCCAAAGCGUCCUCCCAGCGCUUUUUUCGUCUUCAUGGAGGAGUUCAGAAAAUCUUUCAAGGAGAACUUUCCUGAAAACAAAUCUGUUUCUGCUGUAGGGAAAGCUGGUGGUGCGAAAUGGAAAUCAAUGUCUGAUUCUGACAAAGCUCCAUAUGCUGAGAAGGCCUCGAACAAGAAAACAGAGUAUGAGAAAGCUGUAGAAGCAUAUCAGAAGCAGAAACUCAACAAUAAUGGAGACAAUGAGGAAUCUGAGAAAUCCACGUCUGAGAUCCACGAUGAUGCUGAGCAUGAAGCCAGCUCUUAGAGAAAUCUAAUGUGGGCUUUGGAGCUGGCUUGUACAGAGAAGGAAAUGGUAAAAUUCAUCAUUUUGGACAGCAUUUAGGAGUAGUGAUUAACCAAAAUAUAAUGCUUUAGCGUAUCCUUAGAUCAUUUCGAUGUUGCUUACCAAGCAAACCUUUAGUCUGUUCUCUUGUUUAAUUUCCCUCUUAGCUUGAGAUGCUUUCAAAUUCUGUGAAGUUUUUCCUGUUAAUGAAGGUCAGGGAAACUGGAAAAAAAUGUUAUAAGAUUGGGUACCUUAUAUGGUGGUUUGGAUAUGGAAAUUGGUAUCUGCCUGAACGUUUACUUCUCUAA
Messenger RNA from Hevea brasiliensis (rubber tree), 910 nucleotides. RefSeq names its product HMG1/2-like protein. The record is from RefSeq and is a predicted model, not a curated record. Bases 147 to 584 code for a protein of 145 amino acids. The transcript has 7 exons. Lineage: Eukaryota; Viridiplantae; Streptophyta; Magnoliopsida; Malpighiales; Euphorbiaceae.